AUGGCAGUAUGCGCAGUGACCUACUUUGAAACUCAAGCACGAUUAACGGCUUGGACCGAUGAGCUUGAAUUCCUGGGCUAUAUUCUUUGUGAGCUGAUCGAUGAGGAGGGCUUGAAUACGACAGGAUAUCGAUGUCAUCAGGCUGCUGACCUGCCCGCUAUCAUCGGCAUUCUCCGUCCUCAAUUGAGGGAACCUGAUGGAUACCUCGCCAAAAUGAUGAGUGAAGACGAAUUAAGACUCUUCCGCCGACUGUUGAGAAAAUCAAAAGUUAUUAGGAAUUUUAUGGCACACCAUAACAUGCGAAAUGACAGAUUGGAUGAUCUUGAAAACACUAAAGAGAGUCUAAGUGACAUGCUUGAAUUCGCCAUUAGGGGGGCAGCCUCGGAUCGUGGAAUAUAUCAGGUUUCCUGGUGUCCCUGUCAUCAUAUCUGCAAAACAUACAUGGAAGCGAAGGGACCACUGACAGUCAUGGUUCCGCUUAAUGCAGGAUCACUGCUAUCUUUUCGUGGCCGAGUCCUACGCGAUCAUGAUCUCGAACAAAGACAGGUGCUCCACCGACACCCAAAGCGUAAGGCAACCGAAGAAGGCCGACGAAAGCAAAAGGAUGAUUAUGAAACCGCCCUCAUCAGAAAACAACAAAGAAAGGAGCGAGAUAUCGCCAUGCGGUCCAGCCAGCAAUAUAACAAACUUGAUAGGAUAAAACAAAGAUUCAUCAAGUCGCAGGAACUGGGAUAUGCUCGAAUAAAUGAAGUCAAAAUGCAGAUGAGAGAAGAAGAAAAUAUAUUCUAUCGGCGACGAGCCGAAAUUCUCAAAGACGGAGCAUUUCACCCAACUGUUGAGGAGAAGUCAUUGUUCAUUAUAAUCCUUCUUGCAACUAGCUCGCCGCUCUGGCUGACGGUUGUGUUCAUCUACAAUAUAUAUUGUAGAACUCAAGGUCGUUAUAGUCGUGCAUAA
This is a messenger RNA of Penicillium mononematosum, 954 nucleotides long. RefSeq lists its product as uncharacterized. Bases 1 to 954 code for a protein of 317 amino acids. The record is from RefSeq and is a predicted model, not a curated record. The transcript has 2 exons. NCBI's taxonomy places the organism in Eukaryota, Fungi, Ascomycota, Eurotiomycetes, Eurotiales, Aspergillaceae.